GAACAGCAUGGAUCCUGAUCAGACUGUGCGGACGCGCAGGCUGGUCUGGAUCCAUGUUGGUCGCAAACCCAUUAUGUUGGUUUUGUCGUGACGCGGCUCAAAUGUUGGGCAUAUGUGUGUCUGAUUAUAGAUCAGACAUCCCUUACACACCACCACAUUCACAUACAUUUGUGCUUAAUGAUAUACUAUGCACAUCUUUCAGUAACAUAUUUUAUCACAGAAAUUUAUUGAAAUCUAUAAAAUUCUUACUAAAUAUGUUUUAUUUAAAUAAUCAAAGGGCUGUAUGCUCUGUGGUAUUUUCUGAUCUUUCCUGUAUAAGUUUAUUUUUAUAUACUAUUAUUCAUCUUACGCAGGGACUGCGUUUAACAUGCAGUUUGUGAUUGAUACAUAUGGAAUUUUGCAUGCUUAGAGUUGCAUCAAAAAUCAUUUUUCAUUUUUUAUUACAACCACACUUUAUCCUUGCAUAUCGUGGCAACUUCCUUAAAAAAGCCACUUCAAAAAAAUGUUGCCUCGACAAGGAUUUUAACCUCAGGCCUCUCACACCUUAAACGAGCGCGCUACCUCUGCACCACAGUGAAGUAAUACGUAUGUAGCGUGAAUAAAAACAAAUAUAUUGUAAUUCUAAAAUUGAGAAUUUUCAUUUCGUAUUUGUAAUCCUUAUUUAUUUCGAGGUAUUUUGUUCACGAUAAACCUGUUGUUAAACACUGAUGAAAAUAAUUUAGCGAAAAUCUUCUCGCCAAAACAGUCCGACAUGUAAAAAUUCCAUUACUCGACAGUCAGAUUUAUUUGUGUGCUACGCUCUGGAGUAUUCGGUAAUCGACAUAGCUAAAAAUAGGAUUUUCAUUGAUUAAGCUUUACGGAAAUAGUGGAACAUUUUUCAUUGGGUAAAAAAAGAUAUUCAUCCGCGAAAUUUGUGAUUGUAACCUCAUAUUUCUAUUGACUAAUGUAAACUUUUAAUGCACUGUAAUUCGUUCAAUGCCUACAUUAAAAUUAUUAUUUCUUUAAAUUGCUGGUUUUUAAGCAGUUUUGAGUGAGAACUACUUUGCGUUGUUAGGUCUGUGAGGAAAUUUUGUGUUAGACCGUGGAUGUUAGCUAUGUAUUUACUGAUUUUGCGAUCAGAAAAUACAAAAACACAUACACAUAAUGUAUAGGAAUCUGCUUUCCUUAUUACGGGUCAAGUAAAGUUGUGUCUGUCUUUAAAAGAAACUUCCAUAUAUAUAUUUUUUGUAAUAACACUAUACGUUUACGAAUGUAUAUUCAUACUGCCCACUUACAGUGUAAAGGAUUGAAAGAACAAUAUUUGUAUGAAGCCAAAUCAUAUUUAUUUUAUUCUACAGGAAAAAAUCAAGUUUGUACUGUAUUAACUACUAAGUCGUGGCCACGAGUUACUAGAUCGUUUUAGUCGUGGGAACGAGAUAACUGUGUCGUGCAGACGAAAUAAUUUAAUCAGAUUACACCAUGAUUUUCUAAACUUAGAAAAUUUCUGUUUAAAGAUUUACGUGCAACAUUAUUUUUUUGAAAAUACUGAAGUGUUCACUUUGAACUUGAUACAUGUCUUAAGGAUCAUCAGGCCCAUAAACCAUACAUUAAUUUUGACUUAGUUAUAGCCCUUUGUUUGAAUAAUUCUAUGAUAGAAUUGGUCAUUUUGUACGUACAACGGCCUGUUAACAUUUGAGAGGGACUUAGUCCUGGUUUAUUUUAUUGGGUAGGGACAUUGCCCAUGGACAGUAGAUAUCCUAUGAGGAUGUUUGAGGUCACGGGUCAGACAAACAUGACACUUCAUGUAAAAUCAUUGUCUAAUCGAUGAAUGAUUUAGAAAGAAUAAGCUGUAGUUUAUAUAACCUAAAAAGAUCAGUAGAUGACAUCUAAUAAUUUUUCGGCAAUUUGGUCAGAAAUCAGGGUCACAAUGACGCUAAAUCUUUGACCAAUCAAUAACUUGUAUGAAUGUACGUACUUUUACGGACAGGAGAAGUAGGGGCAUCCUUGUUAGGAAAAUUCAUAUAAAUAGUGUAAUUUGAUUGGUUAUUAAAUAUCUCGUUCCCACGACUUAACUAUCUCGUGGUCACGACUUAGUAACCCGUGGCCACGACAUAGUAUCUCGUGCGCAUGAGAUAAAUAAAAACACACACAUGUCACCUUUGUGCCACCGUAAGUUUGAGCAUAGUAUAUCUUAAAAUUCAAUUUCACUAUUGCUCAUACGACUAUCACACACGCCCAAAAAGAAGUGUAAACAAUUAUAUAAGAGGUGAGUUGCCACUUGUAGGAUGAGUUAUUAGAGAAAUCUAUAACAUUUUUUUUCACAUGCUGGCGGAAUCUUCAAAAACACGCACUUUUCGUCUGUCGCAUCGUGUUCCCUUGUUUUCCAGUAAAUUUUCCCUUUACAUGUCAGUCUCCAACUAACACUGUUCUGUAUACGCCCCUGUAUAAAGGGGACGUAAAUUUGUUUUACUCCACGUGCCAAAAUACGGGAUCAUCCGGAAAAUAACGGGAUGUACCGAUAAAGCGACACCUGCUGUCAUAAUACGAACACAAAUUAUUGCAACUCGCAUUGUGCUUACUGCCAACUGCUUAGUGCGUACUGUCACAUGCGACUAUAAUAUCGCUAUCGUUGUCAUCUUCGUUGUCGAUGCGCAGUGAUCCUAUAUUGCAUUAUAUUUGUAAUCAGUGAAUAUAUUGAAGCAUAUGAAUGCUAAGACACAUCAAAUUCGCCAAUUAUUGAUCAAAAUUAAUAAUUUAUUGUGACAUAAUGUCGACAAUAUAAGGCAAAUUAAAGGUACUGACAGAAACUAACCAUGUGACAUUUAGUUAUAUCAAGAACAAGCAAAGAAUGGUAUCUUAAACACCAAACAUAAUACGUUGAUCUUUAUAAAAGAUGCAAUUAAACAUAUAGCAUAUUAAAAUAUGUGAGUUUGAUGGUUUAGUAGGGAACACAUAAGGUUGCAAUUACAUGAAAGUGCAUUCAGUAAUAAUAAGGCAUGAUUGAAUUCAGCAAAACGCAGGUUUUCAUUGUCAUAAAGAAGUAUAGAAGCAAGCAUAAUGUAAGUCCCAAUAUCAUAAAGCAAGAUGGAAUAAAUGCACUAAUUCUGUUCCAUAAUUUACCGUCGUCUGAUGUAAUGCAUUCAGUGCACAGUGAUUACGUUUCACGCUGUACGGAAGUUGGGAAGUUGGUUUAUCAACAUUUAAAGAUAUAUGGGAAACGUGUGUGCCCUAUAUAAAAUAUCCUCGCCGAAAGAGGAUGUGUGUAAAGCCUGUGAGGUCUGUAAACAGGAUAUUAAGCUUGCCCAGGGUGAAAACGACAAGAUAGAGGCAACCUUGAAAUACCAUCAACAUGUACUGCAAGUAAGAAAGGAACGUGACCUUUACAUGGAACUUGUAGAAAAAUCAAAAUCAAUGUUUGUAAAUCGGGAACAACACAACCAGGCUGCCGAUGAUAACCUUUCUACAAAUGACGUACAUUAUACGUUUGACGUCAGUCAGUAUGUUAAGUUGUCACAUCAUGCACAAGAAAAGGGACCCAUAUUUUUCAUUCAGUCGAGAAAAGUGCAGAUAUUUGGUUUCCGAGCCGAUGGCUACAAACAGUACAAUUAUCUCAUAGAUGAGGACCAAACAAUUGGUCAGAAUAAGAAUAGAUCUAUACGUUCUAGCCUAACUGUCAUAGUGUACGAUGAUUGGAUCGCAUAGAAAAUACAUGAUGCAAUUAUCAGAACAUACAAGGUAGUUUUGAACUUUUAAUUGUUCUAUUAAAAGGUUAACAGAUAUUAGUUACCCUAAAAUACAUAUACUACGUAAAUUCCCAAUGGGACGAGAACUUGAUUUUUAAACAUGUUUUCUUAAUCUCUGCCUGUAAAUUCAUGUAAUCAGAAAAAGGAAAUGCAAAUCACAAGUUCAGGCUCUAAAAUCAUGUAUAUAAUACAAGUUUGCUUCUUUAAAAAGAAGCCUGCGAGAGGAUUUUUUGCUGCUGUGGAAAAUUUGUGUAAUUCGAAAAUAUUUGGGGAUAUUUUUGCAUAACAGACACAAUGAAUGUUUAUAAAUUACAAUUAUUUAACAAAAUAGAAUUUAUUAUUGCAAUGAAAGUUUAUUUUACAUUUCAUCUUUUUUUAAUGUUUUAAAAGAUUACAUGCCGGAGAAAUGGACUUUUUUCUUGGCGCAAUAGGGAUACUUUUUCUACAAAAAAAAAUUGUAAAAUUACUUAAUGUAAAUUAAAUGAUAUAUAGAGGAUAUUAAAUGAGUGUAGUUUAAUACUAAAUUUAUUGAACGAGUUGAAUAAAAUCAUAUUAUGCGAGCCUCUGGCGAGCAUAAUAUUGUUUUAUUCAACGAGUUCAAUAAAUUUAGUAUUGAAUCUACACGAAUAUAAUAUUCUAUUUAUCACAUACAUAAAAUAAGAACAGUAAACUGUUAAAAUGAGUAAUUUUUCAAUGACGCGCCCAUAGUGUAACGCUAACAUUAGCGCACUUUAA
Molecule: messenger RNA, 4457 nt
Organism: Ruditapes philippinarum (Manila clam)
Lineage: Eukaryota; Metazoa; Mollusca; Bivalvia; Venerida; Veneridae
Exons: 3
Coding region: 3190-3681 (163 amino acids)
Source: RefSeq, a predicted model, not a curated record